This is a messenger RNA of Colletotrichum karsti, 744 nucleotides long. RefSeq lists its product as uncharacterized. Bases 1 to 744 code for a protein of 247 amino acids. The record is from RefSeq and is a predicted model, not a curated record. The transcript has a single exon. Lineage: Eukaryota; Fungi; Ascomycota; Sordariomycetes; Glomerellales; Glomerellaceae.
AUGCCUUGGUGGGAUAGGAAGAAGCACAUGCAGAACAAAAACAACUGGAGAACAAACCCGUACCCGGUGCGCGAGUCUCCCGCCGGGGCUCGGUCCGACGAGGCGCGGGUGAAGGUGGAACAAGAACCGGACAUCUGCGACGAGGCGAGAGAGGCCAGGUUUUUCAUCGACACCAGACGUGGUGGAGUUCCUGUUCAUCACGAAGAGCCCAGCGGCGUUCGAGAACAACCUCGAACACGGAGCGGUGCGGAGGAGCGCACCGCUUUCAACGGUUUCGCGGAGGAACGACUGAUACAAGAACAGCUCGGGCAUGAGCGUCUGGAACCCGGGCUUCAGGAGUUUGAACCUGGACAUCGGGAAUUUAAACGGGCGGAUUAUGUGGAGACGGAACGGUGGACGGCGUACAGAGAGCCUGAGGGCGGCGACGGCGACAGCGAUAUGUACGACGCCGAUCCUGAUGUGCAAACUCCCGGUCAUGAAGAUGAGGAAUACGAAGAUGAUACAGUUGGCACUAUCAUAGUGCAGCAGGAUUCGAUGGAGGGAGAGCAUGAAGAGGACCAUGAAGGGGAGCAGCACCUGAGUGGAGGAGAGGACUACAUAAGUGUUGGAGAAGAACCCGUAAGUGAAGGAGAGGGACACUUCGAUGAAGCAGUGGAAGAAGUGAGCGAGGAAGAGGAGCCGCCUGCUCCCACACGCCGAAUUACACGAGGGUAUCUACGCAGCUCAAAGUCUAACGCGGCUUGA